GUCCCAGUCAUUAUGUGGGAAGAUUUGCUGGGUUUUUUCUCUAUGUUUCAAAUACAACAUCAAAAUCAGAUGGUCAUCUGUGUUUUCAUGAGAUUCAGACCGUUAACACUACACCUGUAGAGGACCAGAGGAUCAACUGUUCUGUUCAUGGCCGUUAUGUCAUCUACUAUAACGAGCGUUCUACGGGUGUAACUUAUCCAAAUUACUACUCCGAAUAUGCCUUCAACGAAUUAUGUGAAGUUGAAGUCUACGGGUGCCCUGUUAUUGGUAAAUAUGGAGAGGAUUGUAAUCGGACCUGUUCAGUAAAUUGUCAAGAACAGCAAUGUGAGGUCGAUACUGGUUACUGUUUGAAAGGAUGUUCACCAGGAUAUAAAGGUCAACUCUGUACUUAUGAAUGUGACGGAGGAAUGUACGGUAUUAACUGUACUCAGUCCUGUGGUCACUGCUUAAACAAUGAACAGUGUCAUCAUAUCAACGGUACUUGUUUACAGGGUUGUUCUCCUGGAUACAAGGAACCCCUCUGUAAGACAGAAUGUGAUGGUGGGAUGUAUGGUCUAAACUGCAGUCAAGUGUGUGGUCACUGUCUUAAUUAUGAACAAUGCCAUCAUAUCAACGGUACUUGUUUACAGGGAUGUUCUAAAGGAUACAAAGGAUCUCUCUGCAAUUCUAGUAUAGUAUUACCAUUAUUGCUUUUUCCUCAAACACAGUAA
This is a messenger RNA of Saccostrea cuccullata (small rock oyster), 710 nucleotides long. RefSeq names its product multiple epidermal growth factor-like domains protein 10. NCBI's taxonomy places the organism in Eukaryota, Metazoa, Mollusca, Bivalvia, Ostreida, Ostreidae. The record is from RefSeq and is a predicted model, not a curated record. Gene Ontology annotation, molecular function: scavenger receptor activity. The annotation marks the transcript as partial. The transcript is spliced from 4 exons.